AUAAAAAGUAGUCUUUUCUAAAAAAGAUAAAGUAUUUUGAUCCGGGUUGGUAAAAGCUACAAGGAUUAUUUAAGAACAUGUCGACCCCCGUAGAUGUCCAAGAACUCAUAAUAUCAGAGCUGCCACCAGAUAGGAGAGAUGCCGAUAAUUCUGGUGUUCCACCACCCAGGGUUACUGACUUACCCCCUCCGUAUACCCCCACAGCCCAGGGUGUUACAUCAAUGAUAAACUGUAAAGUAUGCCAGGCUUUGAUCAACAUUGAAGGAAGACAACACCAAUCUGUUGUAAAAUGUGGUAUCUGUAAGGAAACAACGCCUAUUAAAGCUGCACCACCAGGAAAACGAUUUGCCAGAUGUCAGUGUAAUUGUUUACUACUGUGUAAAGCCGGGGCUGUAAGGAUUGCUUGCCCAAGAUCAAACUGUGGUCGUAUUGUUAAUCUUAAUCUAUGUGGUGUCGCGCCAAGUGUAACAGUUAGACCACCAAGUUCAGUAAGAGCAACGUGUGUGUAUUGUGCUCAAAAUUUCAUCUUUGAUGUUGCUAAGAAAUCACUAGCAAGAUGCCCACAUUGUCGAAAGUUGACUGCUGUUGGAAAAAACUAUGCGAGAAUUAAAGCUCAUGUUUAUUUAAUAAUCGCUCUUGUUUUUAUUGCUGCUGGUAUCGGAGUAACUGUGGGUACGUAUGAAGCGGCAAGUAAAGCUGGUGGAAUAUAUAUUGUGUGGAUUGGAGCUUUUAUAACAGCUGUAUCACUGCUGAUUAGAGCCAUUUAUUUCUACACGAUACGUACUAGUACCAUAAUAAGCGAAACCUAGAUGAUGAGUGGGCAGCUAUCGCCGAUUUACUAUUACAAUGUAAUUUUACAAUGUAAAUCAAAUAUAUUUCGUUUUUUGUUUUAUUUUUUGUUUCAUUUUCCGUUUUUGUUCGAAACUAUUUUCCAACUAAAUAUUAGUGUGAUAAAUGUAUUAAUAACCAUCUGUUUAUAACGUUAAUGUGAAAAUAUGCAUUGAUUUAUAUACGCCCACAUGUUAAUUGUAAUCGCCCUGUCCGGCGAGGAUCCUUUUAAUGCUUGCAACUUAUUGUAAUGUUUGUAAUGCUUGUCAGCUUAGUAUAGGCCAGAGUUUUAGCAGACUUUUCUGAAACUUUCAGGGAAUUUGUAUUUUGACCAGACGGGAAUCCCUAUUUCUUUUUGUAAAAAUCGGAUUAUUCAAAACCCGUGUUUGAUGUAAAGCAUAGAGCUAAUGAGAGGUCGAACCAAUCAUUAUUCAAUGUUCUGCGCUUUUCUUUCCAAGAGAUAUGCCUCUUUUGACGAAAACUUUGUAAACGUGUUAGAGCCUACAGUUUUUAACAUCCUUUUUUUGGUGUGAAGCAUUGAGCCCUUUUCCGGAAAGCAUUUUGGCGUGUUCCACACUUUGUUUGGCUAUCGUUAACAACUAGCUAAACCUCUUUGAAUUAGGUUAAAUAAGGAAUUUAAUUAGAUUUGUUUACUAAUUGUAGACCCACUUUUGUCUGUUAUUGUCGACAGUGAAACACACAACCGGUUAUAUAUCAUUAAUGGCUUUAUCUGUUUUGGACGUAAAUGUUUUUUCAACGAAAGCAGAUUGUCAAAGCAACAAAACAAAGCAACAUACAAAAUCCAUUGAAAUCGACAAUAUUAUUUUGAACGCAACUGAAAGAGAUCAAACAAUUAUCUUGCUAAAAAUUUAAUAUAAAUGAAACCUUUAAGCUGCUUUCGAAACCAUUAUUGUAUUAUAAUGCUUGUUAUACGUUUAGUUUUUUUUCUUACCCAAAUAUAUAUAUACUUGGAA
Patella vulgata (common limpet) is the source of this 1802-nucleotide messenger RNA. RefSeq names its product type I phosphatidylinositol 4,5-bisphosphate 4-phosphatase-A. NCBI's taxonomy places the organism in Eukaryota, Metazoa, Mollusca, Gastropoda, Patellidae. Bases 78 to 809 code for a protein of 243 amino acids. Gene Ontology annotation, cellular component: plasma membrane; phagocytic vesicle membrane; late endosome membrane. The record is from RefSeq and is a predicted model, not a curated record. The transcript has 8 exons. Gene Ontology annotation, biological process: phosphatidylinositol dephosphorylation. Gene Ontology annotation, molecular function: phosphatidylinositol-4,5-bisphosphate 4-phosphatase activity.